Molecule: messenger RNA, 1671 nt
Organism: Mangifera indica (mango)
Lineage: Eukaryota; Viridiplantae; Streptophyta; Magnoliopsida; Sapindales; Anacardiaceae
Product: probable purine permease 5
Exons: 2
Coding region: 343-1413 (356 amino acids)
Cellular component (GO): membrane
Molecular function (GO): purine nucleoside transmembrane transporter activity
Source: RefSeq, a predicted model, not a curated record
AAAAGGGCUGUAGCCUGUAGGAGAGAUGCAUGUGCCUACGCCUACUGCCAGAAGUUAUAGAUAUGAAGGGCUGCUGCGGCUGCAAACACUUGCAGAGAAUUGAAAACGAAGAGGACAUUGAAUGAAGACCAAUUAUAAGCCCAGAUUAAAGAAACACGAUUUGCUUAACUGGGUACAGCGAAAAAACCAAAUUUGCGUGGUUAGCCAAAAAGAGUGACGUAUGUGGAGCUGACUUCAGUUUGGUGUUAUCAUGCGGCAAACUUUGCUUGAAGCAGUUCUGAUGUGCAGACUAGAUCAAUCGUUUAUUGUGAUCUCGAUUAUUAAUCUGUAUUAGGGAACGAAAUGGAUGAGAGAUUGUCAGAGGUAGAGCCUGUUGUUUCAAUAUGGGACAGAAUUUCCAACUUAAAGAAAAUGGCUUGGGAAGCUUACAAAAGAAAGUCAAUAUCUCAUUGGAUUCUUCUGGUAUUGAGCAGUGCAGCAAUGCUUGUGGCAUUUCCUGCAUCAAGCCUUCUAUCUCGAGUCUAUUAUGAUAACGGUGGCACCAGCAAGUGGAUCAUUUCGUGGGUGGCGGUGGCUGGAUGGCCUUUGACUGCUUUAAUAUUACUGCCUACAUAUGUCUUUCUCAAAACUUAUCCCACUCCUCUUGAUAUAAAACUCACCCUUUCUUACAUAGUUCUGGGAUUUCUGAGUGCUGCUGACAACCUCAUGUAUGCAUAUGCCUAUGCCUACCUUCCGGCAUCUACUGCUGCUCUUAUAGCAUCAUCAUCCCUGGUUUUCUCUGCAUUAUUUGGAUAUGCUAUCGUGAAUAAUAAACUGAACGCUUCAAUGAUAAAUGCUCUUGUGGUAAUCACUGCUGCUAUGGCUAUAAUUGCAUUGGAUUCAGACUCUGAUAGAUACAGCAAUGUCACUGACAAACAAUACAUCAUGGGGUAUGUCUGGGAUAUCCUGGCAUCAGCCUUUCAUGGACUCAUCUUUGCUCUAUCAGAGCUAGUAUUUGUGAAGCUAUUGGGCAGAAGGUCUUUCCAUGUUGUAUUGGAGCAACAAGUCAUGGUUUCUUUAUUUGCCUUUGUGUUUACCACCAUAGGAAUGAUUGUGAACAAAGAUUUCCAGGGGAUGAAAUCCGAGGCCAAAGCAUUUGAAGGCGGUGCUAGUGCAUAUUACGAGGUUCUCAUAUGGGGUGCCAUCACUUUUCAGUUGGGGAUAUUAGGAGGCACUGCUGUGCUUUUCUUGGCGUCCACUGUGAUGGCUGGUGUUCUCAAUGCGGUAAGGGUCCCUAUUACCAGCAUUGCUGCGGUUAUACUGCUGCAUGAUACCAUGAGUGGUCUCAAGAUCCUCUCACUGCUUAUUACCUUCUGGGGAUUUGCUUCCUACAUCUAUGGAAGUUCCUCGGUGAGUAAAGAUUCUUCCUCAUAGUACAUUAAUAAUUUUGGAUUGAUUCCUUCUUCUUUCUGCUUUGUAAGUGUGUAUCAUGUGCCUUUAUGGUACAUAAAAGCUUUGUAAGUGUGUAUCGUGUGCCUUUACGGUACAUAAAAACUUUGCUUACCAGUUAUUUCUUGAGUCAGAUGCUGUAAUGCACGCUUUGCAGGUUUGUAGAAGGUCGGCCUUAUGGCACAAUUAGAGUUGUAUAUGUAUAUAGUCUCAAUAUAAUAUUGUACCAAAAUUUGGACUGUU